CCACCCCGAUUUAAUUAUGCCGACGCCCGACAGUUGGCCGCCAAGCCGGCUCCGGAUAUAUUUCAAAACCGGACAACGCAGUGGCCAAAGCGCUCAGUCGGCCCGCGUCCGCCGUGUUAGCCACACCACCAAAAGGAUCUUCGAGGGAUCAGGCCGCAUCGCAAUGGCCCGAAUGUUAAUGCCAUCAGCAACAGUGAGUGUCGGUGCCCGGAGCUGGACAUUGUGCGGAGCUGUACUGCUGUUCGUCCUGCCGCUGAUCCCAACGCCGGAGGCACUGCAGCACACAGAGGAGGGCCUAGAGAUGCUCUUUCGUGAGCGCUCCCAAUCGGACUGGGAGAAUGUGUGGCAUCAGGAGGCACACUCCCGGUGCCGGGACAAGCUCGUCCGUCAGCUAUACUGGGCCUGUGAAAAGGAUAUUUACCGGCUGACACGACGCAAUAAGAAAAGGACGGGCAACGAUGAGUCCUGGCUCAAGAAGAGCUCCACAGAUCCAAAUGGCUCCACCUGGCUGCAUGUGAACUAUGCAAAUAUGUUCCUCAGAAGUCGUCGAUCGGAUGCUCCGUCCAUUACAAAUGAAUGCUGCACCAAGACGGGCUGUACCUGGGAAGAAUACGCCGAGUAUUGUCCAUCCAAUAAGCGACGCAAUCACUACUGAAUUACCAAAUCUGCAUAGUAAUACUUGAUACUUAUAUAUAUAAUAUUCGCUUUUUUUCCG
Drosophila kikkawai is the source of this 715-nucleotide messenger RNA. RefSeq names its product Insulin-like peptide 7 (gene Ilp7). The record is from RefSeq and is a predicted model, not a curated record. Lineage: Eukaryota; Metazoa; Arthropoda; Insecta; Diptera; Drosophilidae.